Pocillopora meandrina is the source of this 6213-nucleotide messenger RNA. The record is from the annotation of a GenBank genome assembly. Lineage: Eukaryota; Metazoa; Cnidaria; Anthozoa; Scleractinia; Pocilloporidae.
AUGGUCUGCUUACUUACAGCAGAAGAAUUGGUAAAAUGUUCCACAGAAGUAAAACUUGUUCAUUUAUUCUCUUAAAUGUGGUAUGAGUUUUGGAAUAGAAUUGUGCUUACUGAGAGAGGAAGAGGGGAGAAAGUAAACCUCAUCCAAGACAUUUAGAGCAUGGUUGGCCAGGGGCUUUUUAGAUGAGCAAUAUUUUAAGAAAGAAAAUACAUUUGUGAGUAAUAUGAAAGUUCUGAUUUUUUCGACAGACCAGUAUGAACCAAGAAAAGUUAUCAAAAUUAAAAAGUGGAGUUCAAAUAGGAGGAAAGGUGAGAUGUUUAUUCAGGUACAUCUACACUGUCAAGAAUCCAGACAUUACAAAAAUGAAAAACAAUUUAACAGUAGCAGCCAGAUAAGUUACUGGUGCUUCAGAAGCAAGUAGCUGGUUACAGUGCCAGCUGCUGGUGCUUCUGGAGAAAGAUGAGAUGUUUAUUCAGGUACAUCUACACUGUCAAGAAUCCGGUAACCAGUCAACUCGCCGACGGACCAACUCGCCGACGCCAACUCGCCGACGUAUAAAAUCGAGUAGAGACGUCGGCGAGUUGGUCGUCAAUCCAAUACAACUUAUUAGAAGUUAAACAUACAGAGAAGUAAACGAUAUUUAGUAAAAAAAACACUGGCGAACAUUGGUGAACAUCAAACAGAAGCUUAAACAUCGGUGAACAUUGGUGAACAUCACCAAUGACUAUAACGAACGAGUUAUUGUGCGACAACAACACCGUAAAGACUCAUCUUGUCAAUCGCUCAGAUUUUUUAACGAAAACUUGGCUUUCUAGACAAGAUCUUUAGUAAAAUGCAAUUGUUUUUAUUUGCAACAAAGUUUAUAAGGAUCUUAAGGCGAAUAAAGCGAAGUAAACCUCACCAACAACUCUAACAGCUUCAGACGCGAACGAGUUAUUGUGUGACAACAACACCGUUAAGACUCAGCAUGUCAAUCGCUCAGUUUUUUUAACGAAAACUUGGCUUUCUAGACAAGAUCUUUAGUAAAAAGCAUUUCUUUUUAUUAGGCAAUUACAGAGUAAGGUGUUUGGAUUAUGGGAGAAAUAUGAAAAUGGUGAAAGAACAGCGGCCCAAUUAUUGAAAUCGAUGUCGAGAUUAAACGGACCUACAAGAGCAGAGUAAUUGCAUGAUAUACAUUACUUUCACAUGUUCAUCUGAUCUUUAUAAUAAAUGGAAUUUUAUCGUUUUUAUCGUAAAUCAAACGUUCUCGAUCAUGAAUAAAUCUUUCUUUAAAGUUAAAAAAAAAAACAUGUGGUUCCGCGUGGUUGCUAUGGUUGUCACACAAUAACUCGUUCGCGUCUGAAGCUGUUAGAGUCAUUGGUGAGGUUUACUUCGCUUUAUUCGCCUUAUGAUCCUUAUAAACUUUGUUGCAAAUAAAAAGAAAUGCUUUUUACUAAAGAUCUUGUCUAGAAAGCCAAGUUUUCGUUUAAAAAUACUGAGCGAUUGACAUGAUGAGUCUUUACGGUGUUGUUGUCACACAAUAACUCGUUCGCGUCUGAAGCUGUUAGAGUCGUUGGUGAGGUUUACUUCGCUUUAUUCGCCUUAAGAUCCUUAUAAACUUUGUUGCAAAUAAAAAGAAAUGCUUUUUACUAAAGAUCUCGUCUAGAAAGCCACGUUUUCGUUAAAAAAUCUGAGCGAUUGACAUGAUGAGUCUUUACGGUGUUGUUGUCGCACAAUAACUCGUUCGCGUCUUAAGCUGUUAUAGUCAUUGGUGAUGUUCACCAAUGUUCACCGAUGUUUAAGCUUCUGUUUGAUGUUCACCAAUGUCCAAUGUUUUUUUACUAAAUAUCGUUUAAUUUUCUGUAUGUUUAGCUUCUAAUAAGUUGUAUUGGAUUGACGACCAACUCGCCGACGUCUCUAUUCGAUUUUAUACGUCGGCGAGUUGGUGUCGGCGAGUUGGUCCGUCGGCGAGUUGACCGUAAACCAAGAAUCCAGACAUUACAAAAAUGAAAAACAAUUUAACAGUAGCAGCCAGAUAAGUUACUGGUGCUUCAGAAGCAAGUAGCUGGUUACAGUGCCGGCUGCUGGUGCUUCUGGAGAAUCUAGGAAACCACCUUAUCCUGGCCACAUGGGAUGAGAAGGAAGAGGAAUUUUAAGAGGUGAUAUGAUGGUGUGAAAGAAGAGAUUUAAUUUUGAGAAUGUUAAAUUGAUCAUGCUACAAUGUAAAGCAUGACAAUCAUAAGGAAGCAAGGAGUAUAUCAGUUGGCACAUUGGUUAUUUUCUAUGUUCAGGUGCAGACUUACAGCACAGUUGAUUUUUUGUGUGUUGACAGCACUGAUGUAAUAUAGGCAAGACUGAUCAAAGGUACUAUAGUUUUGCAUACCGGGGAAAAAAUAAAAGAAAGAAAGGCAGUGGGUCUCUCUGAUGUAGUUGCUUUGGCAGCUGAGCUAUUCUCCAAUGGCUUUUACCAAUAGGGAGAGAGCCUGAAGGUAGACUUAACACCCUGUUUCUGUCGUCAGAGCAAAACCUGGCUACGACAGCUUUCAACAUCAAUUUAUCCAUAUAAGCUGCAGGAAAAAAAAAAGUGCGUAACAUUUAAGUUAACUUUUUUAGGGCACACCCAGAAGAAAAAAGAAGAUAGUUCACAGAACAGCUGGAGCAGAUGAUAAGAAACUCCAGAACACCCUCAAGAAGCUUGCUGUGAACUCGAUUCCUGGAAUUGAAGAGGUAAAUUUUGAUUAAUUAUAAUGGUUGCCACAUGUAACAAGUAGCUUGUAGUACAUUCACCUUGCUUCUUUUAUGCAUCAACAAAGUUAGAUCAAUUUCAUUCUCAUUCUUGAUAUCACUGAUGGUCCAUUGCAAGUGAUAAGUUGGAUCAGGUAUGAGAAAAUUUUUUUUUUUUUUCAUCUGUUACAAUGUUCCAAUUACUUGUCCUUUGCAGGUAAACAUGAUUAAGGAUGAUGGGUUUGUCAUUCAUUUUACUAAUCCAAAAGGUAAUUAUCGGAAUUUAUUGAACUAACUCCUGAUAACUGGAAUCUUUCACUUUCUCAAAGUAACAAGGAUUCACACUGUGUGUCUUGCAUGCAUUAAGUGCAAUUUUACCCAAAUAUUUUAAAUCCUCUACAAUGGGAAACUCUUGCUAACUCAAUUUUACCCUUGGAGUUUUUUUUUCUUUUCUGGCUGUUGCUUUGUUUAACAGCAAAAGUGUUCAUUUGGUUUUUAACUCUCCUCUCUGUGGUACACCUUAAAUAUGCAUUGUUUGGAUGGCAGUUAAUCAUUUUUAUCCCACAAAAUUUGUCACUUAACCCUUCAACUCUAUGAAGUGAUAAACAUGUACAUGUAAUUUCUCCCUAUUAUAUCCUCACAUGUACAUACAUCAUCUAGCAAACAGGUACUCAAAUUUAUUGUGUAGAAUUUGUUAUCUUGAUGUAACACCAAAUUCUCACAACUAAUUUACAAGGAAAUGUGUAGCAACAAGAGGGAAGAAUAAGCAAUCCAUGUAACAUUGAAUUGUUGUACUUCUCCUAGUGCAAGCUUCCCUGCAGUCAAACACUUUUGCUGUGGUUGGUCAGUCUGAAACUAAAUGUGAGUAUAAUGACAGACUAAGUUUUUUAUUGUAUGUGCUUUACUUUUGCAAGACUAUGGGACUGAAUGUGAUGGGUGUAACACAAAACUGUUCUCGCCUACAAAUUUCCUUGAUCAAGUGAUGGAUUGUUCAUAAAAAAAAAGUUAUGUGUGUAGUGAUGUUAUCAAAACAGUUCAUUAUUAUUAAUGUUACUUGCAGUAAAAUGUAUGUGUACACCAGCCAUAACAUGAAUUAUAAUCUUGUAUGACUAAUAUAAUUUUUUGUGCUUGUCUCUCAGCAAUUGCAGAAAUGCUUCCUGGAAUUUUGAAUCAGUUGGUAAGUACACUUGUAUCCUUGUACAUGUACUCCUUAGAGCUAGUCUUUGGUUAGACAAGGAGUAGUCCUUGCCACUUGGAAAAGUCUGUUUUGCAAGUGCAAAAAGAAUCAUUAUAAAAAAAAAAAAAAAGAUUUGUGCUCACUGCUUGGAACUCUGGAAGAGAGGUGCACCAACAUCAUUUCUUUUUUUACUCAUGUGACAGACCUUGCUGAAAUGGAGGGUGUGCUUGUAGUUUAGUCUUUUGUAAGCUUUUUAAAGUUUCUCUAGAGAAACAGAUACAGAUAUCAUACAAACAUACCUGUUUAAGUUUAAUACAUUACACCUGUCACUAAUCAUGGCUGAUUGUUAACUGUUUAACCCCUUUGGGUGGCUGGCUUCUAAUUUCUCCAUACAAUGUCACUCUUGAGUCAAAUACAAAGGUCAUGAGAAUAAAGGAAAUGAUCACCGUUAUAAAGAGGUCUUAAGUUUCAAAACAAAUUCUCCUUGUCAGUAUCAUCAGAAAUGCAAGGAGAACAGUCUGGAGUGUAUGAGUUCUACUGAUAGGGAGUCAAAGGUUACAAAAUGCACUAAUAUGAUUACUUUUCUCAUUACCAGAGUAGUGAAGGUCUGACCAAUUUGAGGAAGCUGGCAGAGAAAUUCCCAAGUGAGUUAAAGAUAUCUGAUAAGUAACUGCUUACAGUAUCUCUAAAGUGGAGGUGGCUAGUGAUAUUUACCCCUGUGAUAUUUACCCAGUGGUAUUUACCCAGUGAUAUUUACCCAGUGAUAUUUACCCAGUGAUAUUUACCCAGUGAUAUUUACCCAGUGAUAUUUACCCAGUGAUAUUUACCCAGUGAUAUUUACCCAGUGAUAUUUACCCAGUGAUAUUUACCCAGUGAUAUUUACCCAGUGAUAUUUACCCAGUGAUAUUUACCCAGUGAUAUUUACCCAGUGAACCACAAAGCACUGAGGUAACUAACCACCAAUAGAAACUGACACUGAUGUAAAUAGUUUUUUUAGUGUAUACUAAAAUAGUGAGAUAAUAUAGACCAAAAAGAUGAUGUUUAUUCAUUUAUUCCUGAAACAAUUAUGAUAUUUUGGGGUGCAAAUCCUGCCACGUUGCCUAGAGGUAAAUAGUAAAAGAUAUUCAGAGUUGUAGUAGCCAAUCAGAGCUUGCCUUCAACAUUAUCCACUGUUUUAGUGGGAGCUAAAAUAUUUUUGUUAACCCUUAAACUCCCAAGAUCUGGAUGUUAAGUCUCCCCUCUAGCUGCCACACAGUCAUUUCCAUGUAAAUUGGUUAUGAGAAUUUGAUGGGAGAUCAAAAGGACAACUUCAACCUGAUAAGUUUGAGUAUUCUCAUUACCAGAUUGGGUGAUAAUGUGUGAAUAUUACAGGGAGAAAUCACAUGUUAAUCACUUCUGGGAGCUAAAGGGUCAAGAGAUGAAGGGAAACACAAAAGCAGCAAUUGAUAAAAUCACCAUUAAAACAGGAUGCCUAUAUGUAGAGAAGAUUUAAACAGUUUGGGAAAAAAAUGAUUUUACAACCUUCAUGUGGGUUGCAUUUCUAUAGAUGUAGAAACCAUGACUAGUGUAGGUAUCUCAAAUGUUGAAUCAUUUGCUGUUGUUAGAAUAAAAGUAUUCCUAUGGAGCACUGAAUAACAAACAACAAUUUCAAAUUAAACUGAAUGUUGGGCUUGUGUCUCUUUUGACUUGGAAUAGUUAGCCUUAAUAACUUACAUAUAGGUACUUUCGCAUGGAAAUCUUGACAGCUAUGUACUUGUAACUGAGUAGCUGUUUUGCUGUUUCACUUUUAGCAGCAACAGAUGGUGCACAUGUCCCAACUCAUACUGAGGAGGUUGACGAUGACGAUGUCCCAGGUGAGACAUUGCUCCUUUUUUCAUUUACUUUAUUGCAAACCAAUAAACUAAUAACCAGGGGAAAAAAAUUUUGAACCACCUGGCUGAGGGUUAGAGGGUGAAAACUUCCCUCUUGCUGUACUCAGCUAUUUUCACCUUUUGGCAUUCUUGAAUUUCUCUCAGGCUUCUGCCUAUUUCUUUUCACUCUUCAGAAUAUCUCUGGUUUGUAAUAGGGACUGGUUUUUCAACAAUCUUAGCAUUUCUGACAUUUAGAUAACCUUAACUUCUGCUGACCUCCUCCAGGUCAGUCUCACUGUGACGACUAAUUAUCACUCAGAUAACCAUGUUCUCUGAGCUAUCAAGACAUGAAAUGUAGGGCUGACAGGAGAGGGGAAUUGAUAUGAAGAUAUUAGGAGUUCAAAGGCUAACUGCAUUCUCUUACUCAUUGUGAUAUUCUUUUCAUCCACAGAGCUAGUUGAAAAUUUUGAUGAGCCCUCAAGG